Oppiella nova is the source of this 1104-nucleotide messenger RNA. The record is from the annotation of a GenBank genome assembly. NCBI's taxonomy places the organism in Eukaryota, Metazoa, Arthropoda, Arachnida, Sarcoptiformes, Oppiidae.
AAAAUGGCAAUCUACACUGGUGAUAUUAAAAAUCUAUACGACUUUGACAAGGCUAUUGAAGGGGUGGCCAGGGGCUCACAAACUCUGGAUAUCACCGAUAAAUGCCUGCAAUUGUGUCGCAAGUAUUUGCCUGGAGUUUGGACUCAAGUGACCGAUAAUGACAUUCGCGUCACUCGUAUGACCGGCGGACUCACGAAUCAGAUAUAUUUGUGUGAAAUCUGUGAUACUAUAACUGAUGGACAGUUAGGUCAACAACCCCGGGAUAUCAUCAUUAGAUUGAACGGUAAUACCUACGACCAGACGUUUCGUAUGACAGAUAACCCGCGGUUUAACGACACGAUUAUAGCGCCACUGGUGUCGCAAACGGGUUUAGGACCACAACUAUAUGGUAUGGAUCCCAGCGCCCAAGUACUCCGAUAUUACAAGCACCGGACGUUUGACAUACGAGACAUUAACGAUCCCCAACUCUUACGAGAAUUAGCGCAAAAGUUGGCCCGAGUUCACGCCCUCCCGGCACCGGUAGCUCGCAAUGAGAACUACAUCGAGAUGUUUGUCCAUAACAACGCUAAACUAAUUACCGCUGAGUUUGUAUCCCAACUGAUAUCCCUGUGCUCUCGACACCAGUGCCACCACUUAAUGGGGUUUGACAUAAGACGUGAGAUCGCAGACAUGACUGAUUACAUCGCCCGGCAUUACACGGACUGCCCGCUAGUGUUCAGUCAUAACGACUUCAGAGGGGGUAAUGUUUUGGUGACUGAGGGGUCGGGACUAGUAUUGACUGAUUUCGAUCACUCGACCUAUGGUUGGCGUGGCUUUGAUUUCGGCGAGUUUUUCGCCUCAUUUAUCACAGAAACGGACGAUUUUUCGAAAGGCUUUCCCAUGGAGUCGACCAUUAGGUCAUUUGUUGAACACUAUAGGACUGAAUGCCAACAAUGGUUUGGAUCAGACUAUGGGCUAAAAGUGUAUAAUUCGACGGAUUAUAUGGUAAAUGAGAUCAAGUUUUUCAUUUUGUUUGACUAUUUGGUUGUCAUCUCGUGUUUCGUGUUGAAUGACGUGAGGGAUGGCCUACCCAUGGAUGAGAGGACUAUUAUGUCGGCGUUGGAC